CCCCUCCAAGGUGGUCACAUCGCGGCCGCCACACAUUCCAGAGAGAGGCCAAUCCCAACGCUGCAAGCUCUGGCAUGCACUGCAGCCCACCCUCAAUGACGAAAAUUUUGGUUGUUGGAGAUUUCUCCCUACUUUUUUUCCUUUCGUUUUUCGAUCCCGGGGUGGUAGUUGGAGAAAACACCAUAGUCAAUCGACCAUGUCGUCCAGGUAAAUAAAUUCUACUAACCAAAGCAGCAACAUCGGAUACAACUCCAGAAAUAUACAAAAUGAUGCACAACGGCCCUAUAAUACAAGUCGGACCACAGCGCCAGUAUCCUCCGAUACGCGUUUCUCAUUCACCUGGUUACGCAUCCUCCACGUCAUCGACGCUUGCCGAGAGCCUACCGCCCAGUCCUGUAUAUUAUUCCCCAUCACACGGCGACAAAUAUACCGAGCCAUUUCUGCAUCAUUCUAGAAAUGGAUCUCUCAAAAAGAAAAUUAAAGGCGAGAAACGAUCAUGGACAAGCAAACCGGUGGUUAUCAAGCUCUUAACAUCUAUCACUGUGGGAGUCAUUGUGUGUUUGAUCGUCGCCGCAGUCGUCGGAAAGAUUCGAGCUUCCAAUAGCAAUACGACGCCAGUGGCAACCACCAGCCCAACGCCAACCGCAGCGGCCAUCACAUUAGUUGACGACACAACUUCAUCGCCAACCAGCACUACAACACUUGACUCUCCAUCUGCGACAUCAUCAAUAUCAACCAGCCCAUCCCCUACAUCAAUAAUAUUACCUGUUGGUAACAAGAUUGCCAGCUUCAAUUGCCCAUACGUCAAAGAGCCGAGGCGGCGAUUUACGCCACAGCAAAUCAGAGCACCGUCAAUGCGUUUAUGCAAGCUGUCAACCGAGUUGUCUUCUUCUGAUAAGCUGCCAGAGGCAUCAAGAGUUACAGUCGCCAAAUUGGAUGGCUGUACGAUAGCCCGUGGAUCAUAUCCAGGCGUGUCUGGUCAAGAAAUGCAAUACCACUGUACCGUAUCCUGUGUAGGUGAGGUGAAGGGUGGCACCCUGAGCGAGGGAAUUUUUAGCUGUGAAUAACCACAGCCGAGAGGAAUACUAAAAAGGAGGAUGAAAAAUCGGCGUUUGGGACUUUGGCUUUAUUCUUUAGCGUGACGAGAUAUGGUUACGAUGAACUGGGCGUAAUACUCGUGUUAAACCAAGUUUGAAUAAUAUUAUUAUCUAUACAUGUCUAUGCUUUUUCAGACUCUUUGCUUUUGGGGAUUGGCCGCUUGAACGGGUGUGCUUCUGUGUUUAAAACGUACUCAUCCAAAUCAAGUAGAUCAGGAGGCGAGAAGAUCAGAUAAAAGUAUUUGAGGGUCUCAGCAAACCAGAAGCUCUAUACAUAUGCGUUAGCUAUGCUCACGUUAAUUUGCCGACUUUUAUUACUAACCUCCAUGUAAUCUUGCAGGUUGUCGACACGAAAGGCCUCGUCUCCAACUUCUGUAACAUCGAGCACUGUUGCGUGCCCAUGCGCAACUCUGGAAGCACGCUCAAUCGAUACAAACAUGUCCCACGCAAUAUCUUGAUACUUGGAAUCUCCUGUCAUUCUGUACAACAGAAACACACUUUCAAUAGCCUCUGGACGUAGAAGAUAUCUGGGGUCCUUGGCCGUGGUGAAUCCCUUGGGCAGGCUCUCACGGAAUUCUGGACGACUCAGGGCUUCGGCUGUCCAGGUGCUGUCGUCCCAUUUACAUCGACCGGUGGUCUCUUUGCAGGGAACCAUGUUGAAUCGCUCAGGCAUUAUGCCACUCGCAAAUGACUUGUAAGCAAAGGCGCAGCCUUUUGCCAACUUAUCACCAGUUUCGACGUAGUCUGGGCGUUCCAGGAGUUUGCCCGCCAGCGCUACGCUGCCACCAAUGAAGCACGCCAGGUGCUCACUUUCCGGAUCCAGCUCAGCCGUACCGUCGUAUUUCACUUGAACAUUGCCAGAAAUAAGAAUAUCCUCCUCAUUCGGCAACAUGGGACGAAAGAACAUGUGCUUUCGCGCAGCUUCAACGUAGCUCCGAGUCAUGGACUCGUACAUCGGUUCGAGACCGCCAAGCAGAGCAUACAUCUUUGGCAAAUACUCAUAGAGAGAGUCGGCAUUGCCAGCCAGUGUAAACUCGCUACGGCUUACAAAGUCUUGGGUUCUGAUGGAUACCCACAUGGGCCAUAGACCCGGCAGCUUCGUCUCGUUUUGGUACUUGGCAAAGGUUCUCAUCAGCCGGUCGACCACGUCAUAGUAUUUGUCAUUUCCAGUUGCUUGCGCUAGACGGGUCAUCUCUAAGCUGAGCGAGCCAGGUGAUGCCGAUACAACGGACCCCUCAAUGCUUAGCUCGAGACCCUUUUGGGCAGCAGAAAAAUCAAUGAAGUCGACAGGUAGCAUUGAUUCAGUAUUGUAGCCAGCAUAUAACAAGUCGCCUAGCUCCACUGCCUUGUCUAAUAACACCUGUCGGUUGCUGAGAUCGUAGGCGCUUAGCAGUCCGCCGAGGUACCGAAUGUUGGUCUCGAACAUGUUGAUUCGAUAUGUUGUAGUAUUUCCAAAGUCGAUCGUUGCCACAGCUGCAACUGCUUCGUCGAAUUCUUCCUUGAGCCCCAUGAUCCAAAGAGUAUCCAAAGAAUCUACAAGAGUAGCUGCCCACCCCGCAAACUGAUCUUUGCCAGUGCCUGAUAUUGGGUUCAAUGCAUCUUGCAUCCAGGCGAAUUUUCGAUAGCUGUUCCAAUCUUCGACAAACACCGUUCGUACUGUAUUUCGUCUUUGUGUUCGUUUCCGGGCGUCGCUAGCACUCUCUGGCCCAAAUGCGUGCUGCACUGGUGGUAGCUUCUUUGGUGUCUGCUUCGGUAGUCGUGUCAUAUUGGCUGGCGGGAGGUGUUUCAGCUUGACUUUGCUCCAAUCGAAGCUGCUCUUUUGGGAUUUAACUGCGUGGGAGCCCUCACGGUUCAUCAAAUCAUAGAGAUGACGAGCCUCGUAUCCAAGAUCAGGCGUAGGCUGCGUCAUCAAGAACCAAAGCGUAAUGACAAUAAGCGUAGCCGCAAUGACAGUGCGAGACUGCCAUCGUCGUGAGCCUAUCAUGGUUGGUAAGAGAUCAACGGGACGCAGUUAUCCGAAAAAUGGGACAUGUCCUUAAUGAUGAAAGGUUUGAAGAAUCAAAGAUCAAGGGGAAGUUGGAGACCUGGCAGCCUCGAUGAACAACUGUCGCGUGUCA
Molecule: messenger RNA, 3214 nt
Organism: [Torrubiella] hemipterigena
Lineage: Eukaryota; Fungi; Ascomycota; Sordariomycetes; Hypocreales; Clavicipitaceae
Source: the annotation of a GenBank genome assembly